AUGGAGAAGGAGAGCCAAAGGAGCGUAUCAUUGGUGAUGACGAUGCUGUUGUUCUUUAUAGUAAUGACUGCUAAUUUUCAAGGCUGUUUAUCUGCUGCCAGUCAAACACCCAUCAAAGGAAAGUCAACCACGCUUGAUAAUGAUCGCGUUGGCUCCUCUGUUGUCUUUCGUGUCACCGGAAAUGUUUAUCCUACUGGGUACUACUCUGUGAUUCUUAACAUAGGCAAUCCACCAAAGGCUUUUGACUUGGAUAUUGAUACUGGCAGUGACCUCACCUGGGUCCAAUGUGAUGCCCCUUGCAAAGGUUGUACUAAGCCUCGUGAUGAACUUUACAACCCAAAGAACAAUCUUGUGCCUUGUUCAAAUUCCUUAUGCCAGGCCGUCAGCACAGGAAAAAACUACAAUUGCGAAGUCCCAACUGAACAGUGUGACUACGAAGUCGAGUAUGCCGAUCUUGGUUCAUCUCUUGGCGUGCUGCUGUCAGACUACGUUCCACUACGAUUAACCAACGGCUCUCUUCUCCGACCAAGAAUUGCCUUCGGGUGUGGAUAUAAUCAAAAAUAUCUUGGCCUACACUCACCUCCUGACACAGCUGGGAUCCUUGGCCUUGGCAGAGGCAAAGCAAGCAUUCUUUCACAGCUAAGAACCAUGGGUAUCACAAAAAAUGUGGUUGGCCACUGUUUCGGUAGGGUAAGGGAAGGCUUUUUGUUCUUUGGAGAUCAUCUUUUGCCAUCUUCAGGAAUCACCUGGACACCAAUGCUACAUAGUUCCUCAGACACACUAUACUCAUCAGGACCGGCAGAACUUCUUUUUGGUGGAAAGCCAACUGGCAUAAAGGGACUGCAGCUUAUUUUUGACAGUGGGAGCUCCUAUGCCUACUUCAAUGCUCAAGUUUAUCAGAGUGUACUUAAUCUGGUAAGGAAGGAUCUUACUGGAAAGCCAUUAAAAGAUGCCCCAGAGGAGAAGGCACUUGCAGUAUGCUGGAAAACUGCAAAACCUAUCAAAUCUAUAAUUGACAUCAAGGGUUACUUCAAGCCCUUGACCAUAAACUUCACAAAUGCAAAGAAUGUGCAGCUGCAGUUGGCACCUGAAGACUACCUCAUUAUCACUAAAGAUGGUAAUGUAUGCUUAGGGAUUCUGAAUGGCAGCGAGCAAGGCCUGGAAAACUUCAAUGUGAUUGGAGAUAUUUUUAUGCAAGACAGAGUGGUGGUUUAUGACAAUGAGAAACAACAGAUCGGAUGCGUGGAUCGUGAAUAUAAUGGAGGUAUUUCUCAUCAGCCUUAUGCAGCCUACUUUGAUAUCCUAGAGGAGCGUUGUCCUGCAACCUAUGCUUUUGAGAAGGCUAAUGAGCUGAUUGACACACAACUUUUCAACAAAAAAUAG
Messenger RNA from Dovyalis caffra, 1383 nucleotides. The record is from the annotation of a GenBank genome assembly. NCBI's taxonomy places the organism in Eukaryota, Viridiplantae, Streptophyta, Magnoliopsida, Malpighiales, Salicaceae.